Mus pahari (shrew mouse) is the source of this 2842-nucleotide messenger RNA. RefSeq names its product dual specificity phosphatase 7 (gene Dusp7). The record is from RefSeq and is a predicted model, not a curated record. The transcript is spliced from 3 exons. NCBI's taxonomy places the organism in Eukaryota, Metazoa, Chordata, Mammalia, Rodentia, Muridae. Gene Ontology annotation, biological process: negative regulation of MAPK cascade; protein dephosphorylation. Gene Ontology annotation, molecular function: MAP kinase tyrosine/serine/threonine phosphatase activity; protein tyrosine/threonine phosphatase activity. Gene Ontology annotation, cellular component: cytosol; cytoplasm. The coding region runs from base 88 to 1350 and encodes 420 amino acids.
CGCCCGGAGACGCGGCUGGGGCCAGCGCGGCCGGGGCGCCGUCCCAGGGCUGGGUUGCCCGGCCCCGGCCCCGGCCCCGGGAUCCCCAUGAAAAACCAGCUCCGCGGGCCCCCAGUGCGGGCGCACAUGUCGACUUCGGGGGCGGCGGCGGCGGCUGGGGGCACCCGGGCGGGGUCGGAGCCCGGUGCGGGAUCUGGGUCCGGCGCAGGCAUCGGAGCGGGAGCGACGACGGGAGCGGGGGCCAUGCCCUGCAAGAGCGCCGAGUGGCUGCAGGAGGAGCUGGAGGCGCGCGGUGGCGCGUCCCUGCUGCUGCUGGAUUGCCGGCCGCACGAGCUCUUCGAAUCGUCGCACAUUGAGACGGCCAUCAACCUGGCCAUCCCGGGUCUCAUGCUGCGCCGCCUGCGCAAAGGCAACCUGCCCAUCCGCUCCAUCAUUCCCAACCAUGCCGACAAGGAGCGCUUCGCCACGCGCUGCAAGGCGGCCACCGUGCUGCUCUACGACGAGGCCACGGCGGAGUGGCAGCCCGAGCCCGGCGCCCCCGCCUCAGUUCUCGGCCUGCUCCUGCAGAAGCUGCGAGACGACGGCUGCCAGGCCUACUACCUCCAAGGUGGUUUCAACAAGUUCCAGACGGAAUACUCGGAGCAUUGUGAGACUAAUGUGGACAGCUCGUCCUCCCCGAGCGGCUCGCCACCCACCUCCGUGCUGGGCCUGGGGGGCCUGCGCAUCAGCUCUGACUGCUCAGAUGGCGAGUCGGACCGAGAGCUGCCCAGCAGUGCCACUGAGUCGGACGGCAGCCCCGUGCCAUCCAGCCAGCCGGCCUUUCCGGUUCAGAUCCUGCCCUACCUCUACCUCGGCUGUGCCAAGGACUCUACCAACCUGGAUGUACUUGGCAAAUACGGCAUCAAAUACAUCCUCAACGUCACACCCAACCUGCCCAACGCCUUUGAGCACGGUGGCGAGUUCACCUACAAGCAAAUCCCCAUCUCUGACCACUGGAGCCAGAACCUCUCUCAGUUCUUCCCCGAGGCCAUCAGCUUCAUUGAUGAAGCCCGCUCCAAGAAGUGUGGUGUCUUGGUGCACUGCCUAGCAGGCAUCAGUCGUUCAGUGACAGUUACUGUGGCCUACCUGAUGCAGAAGAUGAACCUGUCCCUCAACGAUGCCUAUGACUUCGUCAAGAGGAAAAAGUCUAACAUCUCGCCCAACUUCAACUUCAUGGGGCAGCUGCUGGACUUUGAGCGGACGCUGGGGCUCAGCAGCCCGUGCGACAACCACGCACCCAGUGAGCAGCUCUACUUCUCCACGCCCACCAACCAUAACCUGUUCCCGAUCAACACGCUCGAGUCCACGUGAGGCCUGGGGCGCUGAUGGGCGCAGCACCAGGGUCUCCCAGCCCUCCACGGGGCCUGGUGGGGGGCCCUAGCCUGCUGCCCCUCUGGCCCGAAGAACCCACAGAUGCCGUCACCUGUGUCCAGAGAACCAGGCUGAGCGGUGGCUGAGCUACCGUGCCAUCCUGUGCCAUCCUGUGCAGGGUCCCGUGGCAGCGCUUGUCAGAUGGCCUCAGCUUCCCAGACAUGUUGCUAAGCGAGCGUUGGCCUCAGCUUUCCGACUCGGCGGCUUGGGGGCCGGCGGGGCCUUGCCUCUGCCCCAGGACAUCCAUUCGGCUGAUGGCCCAGCCAUUCUGGCUAUUUUUAAAGACAUAUCCACAGACCUGAGGUUGCUACUUUUGGCAGGUAAAUCCGAGUUCACUGGAGCAGAGGGUGUUCAAGCUCUUCUUGGUUUUUCUUUUCUCUUCCUUCCUUCCUUUUUUUUUUUUUUUUUAACAAAAAGUGUUAUUUUUCAGGCUAAAUGCAACAACAGAUUGUAUAAACCAAUAUUUCACCCCUUUCUGAGAGAGAGAGAGAGAGAGAGAGAGAGAGAGAGAGAGAGAGAGAGAGAGAGAUCUUAGUUUUUCGUUUCAAAAAGCAAACCAUUGGUGUAUUUUGUUUUCAGUGGAAAAGACAAACCCCAUGUUCUUGACCAAAUGCAUUUUGCACGUGUGUGAAGUCUGAUUUCCCAGCAGGCCAUUCUGGGUUGUCACUCUCCGGGCAUCAGGACCCUGGUUCUACCAUCUCCUACCUGUGACCCAGCCCACCUCAGUGCCGCCUUCGCACAGUCCCAUCGCUAGGAGCUGCGCCUGGUGGGCACUGGUGGUCUUUGUGUUGUCUGCCCUCCUGCCGACCUUCUGAGUCCUGCAGACCUCCCUGCCAAGGCCUACUGGAGGUGGUGCUGCAGGGGAGUGGCAAGCAGUAGCACUAGCCAUCUGGGCCCCGCCCCUCAGAGGGCAUCGCUCCGGCCCUUUCAUAAACUGCCCACCACUUCUGUCCUCAUCUCUGUCUCUGUACUGGGAAUAGAGGCCCACAGUGCCUGCGUAAAGCCUUCCCAGCCCCUCAGCUUUGCUGUAGACUCCAAUGAGGUUCACCCCCAGCCCCCUUGUCCAGGUGCACACCUGCCCUGGCCCGUGUUGCCCGUGCCUUUUACCUGCAGGCAACCUACACCUAUUGCGGCCCAAGAGCUGGGGCAGGUGGGGCAAGGACUGGGCAGUGGGGGUGAGAGGCCCCCAUCCCAGGAUCCAUAGCACAAAGCCACGGGCUCCAUAAUACUCCUCUGGUUUCAUCACUUCUCGGCCUUGCUUCUCCCUGGGUACCAUGAGGAAUGGGAAGUGCUGGGGUCCUGAUGGGAUGCGCACCCACAGGAGGCAGUGACCGAGUCCACAUCUUACCUCACAGGGCUGGUUUUCAGGGAUUCUUUAGGGAAGGGAAGCAGAUUUAAAAUCUUACCACAGUUGAGAAAUUGGCAAAAAAAA